This is a messenger RNA of Vavraia culicis subsp. floridensis, 1561 nucleotides long. RefSeq lists its product as uncharacterized. The record is from RefSeq and is a predicted model, not a curated record. Gene Ontology annotation, biological process: mitotic cell cycle phase transition; regulation of cyclin-dependent protein serine/threonine kinase activity. Gene Ontology annotation, molecular function: cyclin-dependent protein serine/threonine kinase regulator activity. The coding region runs from base 1 to 1185 and encodes 394 amino acids. NCBI's taxonomy places the organism in Eukaryota, Fungi, Microsporidia, Pleistophoridae. Gene Ontology annotation, cellular component: centrosome; nucleus; cyclin-dependent protein kinase holoenzyme complex. The transcript has a single exon.
AUGAGGAGGACUGCGCUAAGGAACGUUACGAACGAGGAUGGAAGGAAAAAUGGUGGUGGUGUGAGAGAGGAGGAAAAGUAUGGGCGCGAUGAUGGCAAGCAGGUGGACACCUCAUGUGUGGAAGAUGAUAAGAGGGAUGAUAAAGGAAGGGAUCAGCUAUGUGGCACAGUGUGCGCAGCAAGUCGGGGAAUAUGCGCGGGGUCUGUGCCCAGUGAUGCGGCAAUUUGUGGGACCUUGACAAACUGCGGUCUCGGUGCGGACAGAAAUGGCAGGAAAGUUCUCUCAGAAAAGGACGAAAACACGCCUAAAACAAAAACAUGGAAGGAUGAACCGGUGAUUGAUCGGGAUGCUCUAACCGAUGAAGAGCGUUCCUUCCUCGAAAUCAUGGAGAUAGAUGCACAGAAGGACAUCACCAUGGAGCAUUUGUACGCAGAGCACUUUUUUGCAAGAUUUAAGGACCAGCAGGUGCCGGUCAACUACAAUUACAUGGUUUACCAGCAGGAUCUUACGUGGCGCAUGCGCACAAUACUGGUAGACUGGCUGAUAGACGUGCAUUGGCAGCUUAGCCUACAUCCAGAAACACUGUUUCUCACCGUUGAUCUCGUAGACCGCUUUCUUUCUGUGCGCACGGUCUCGAAGAAUAAAUUGCAGCUUGUGGGCGUAACAGCGCUCAUGGUGGCAGCGAAGUACGAGGAGGUGGACUGUCCGCAGUUCAGUACAUUCCGCAUGCUUAUAAACUGCGAUGCGUCCGAUUUGAUAAAUGCCGAGCGCUACUUUCUCAUGACACUCGAUUUCAACCUAAAUUACCUUUCGCCCCUCUGUUUCGUGCGCAGACUCUCUGUUGUGAACAACUAUGAGAUAAAGACGCGUAUCCUCGCAAAAUACAUUCUUGAGCUGAUGCUGCUCAGCGAGCAGUUCAUCGGCUAUAAUGCGCAUAUAAGGGCGACCGCAUCGUUUUAUACUGCCCGCAAGAUUUUAGAAAUGGACGGUUUUCAUAACUUGUUCUUCAUGCUGGCGCGUCUCGACAAAAAAGUGAUCAAGGGGUGUGUGAAUGACAUACUCGUGAUGCUGGCCAGGCCUGUAAAAUAUGAUAGCGUGAAGAGGAAGUAUGGAGUGGAGAGAAUGAUGAGGGUGAGCGUAUUUAUUGAGGAGUUCAGGGUGAAGCACUUGUCGAAAUAUUUGUGAGAUAGAUUAGUAAUAAGAAUAGCGAGGAAUGUUACGGAUCGGUUGCGUAUUGCGUUGGGACUGUUGAAGAGGGUCCUCCACGCUAACGUAAAUAAAACAUUCUAUUACACCAAUGAGGGUGUUCAGCGUGGUGGAGAUGACCUGCAAAUCGAUCGUUAAAUCGUGUGUAUUUGCGUAGGUAUUGCAUAUUAUUUCGUAUCUACGCUUUUACAUCGCUUUAAAUUCCUGCCACUCAUUGUUUUUGAUCCUCUUGAUCGUUAAUGUCUCAGAUACUUCAUUACACGCAUAAUAUUUCCUUUGUUCCAGCAAAUUCUGCGUAUCUCACAAUUACGCAUAAAGGGUAUUUAUGCAUUUAAUUAAAUCCAUGAUAUAGCAA